This is a messenger RNA of Sinocyclocheilus grahami, 7804 nucleotides long. Its product is annotated as otogelin-like. NCBI's taxonomy places the organism in Eukaryota, Metazoa, Chordata, Actinopteri, Cypriniformes, Cyprinidae. The transcript is spliced from 48 exons. Gene Ontology annotation, molecular function: protein binding. The coding region runs from base 1 to 7791 and encodes 2596 amino acids. Gene Ontology annotation, cellular component: extracellular matrix. The record is from RefSeq and is a predicted model, not a curated record.
AUGGGCAUUGAACUUACCUCCUCGCACACUGGGGAAGGACUUAACCCAGCUGAUCUCAGUUUUGUUAAUACCACAAACAUUCAAAAUAUCUUAUGUGACUGUCAAGUUACUCCACUUUAUAUCACAGUGGCCAUCGGUGGAAGACUGACGGGAGAAUCUCGUUCCAUUUCAAGUGAUUCACAUGAGUCACGGAUGGAUCCUAUUUUAACUCCCGGAAAGAAACUUGUUUUACUCUAUUUAUUAUUCUUUAUCUUAAUAUAUCAAGCACAUAUCACGUGGUGCACUGAAAGUCUGAAUUUAACACACCAGCACGAUUAUGAGAACAGCAGCGAGAGCAGCAGGAUAAUGCUGGAGAAAUGGGAUCCCGCUUCCCAAACGGAGCAGAGGUCCUUAGAGAGCAACACAUCAUCAACAGAACAAACAGAAGCACAGAAGCCAUCAUCCCGCAGAGCCACCGAUGGACUUUAUUACUACUUCCCUGGAAAAUGCAGCUACACAUUACUGAGAGACUGCGAAGACAGCACUCGGUCAAGUGUACAUAUACAGGUGCAUAAUGACCCAGAAUGCAGUUCUUUCCCAUACUCCUGCGCUCGUUCAAUCAGCCUCUUCCUGCCGUGGGAGGGGGAGAUUAGGUUACAGAACUUCAGUGUUACUUUCAAGGGUCAAAGUGUACAGCUGCCCCAUCACAUCCAUGAUGUUGAGCUGGAGCGAAUCUCUGACUACAUUGUAGUGUCUCAGCCACAGGGUUUCACGCUGGCCUGGCAGGGUCUCACUGGCUCUGUGUACAUCAAGAUGAGUCCUGAGUUUGUAGGACACACCUGUGGACUAUGUGGCAAUUUCAAUGCUGACACUCAGGAUGACUUGAAGACCAGCUAUGGUGUUUUCACACAGGAUUUGGCUAUGUUUGGAAACAGCUGGGCAGAGGAGGAGCCACAGCUGGGUGGAUGUCCUGUUGUUCCCUCUCUUUACCCCUCACCAUGUGCCACGCAGGAUCCUCGUGUCUUAUUGAAAGUGGAGGAAGUUUGUGCCACCCUACUGAAGGAACCGUUCCAGUCUUGCCAUGAAUUUGUCAGUCCAAAUUCAUACAUGGCCAGUUGCUCCAAUGACCUCUGCCUGUCUGGUCCCAAUGGUGAUGUCGUGUGCCAGGUUUUCACAGAGUAUGCCAGAGCAUGUGCCCAUGCUGGACAUGCGCUGCAUAACUGGAGAGCACACUUUCCUGUUUGCAGUGUAGAUUGCCCCGGUGAGCUCCUUUUCAGAGAGUGUAUUACCUGCUGUCCCAUGCACUGCAAGAUCGAACACAUGUGUAUAGACAGCAAGCUGCAGUGUUUGGAUGGCUGCUACUGCCCUGAUGAUUUGAUCUACGAGAAUGGGGUGUGUGUUAAGGCAUCAGAGUGUCCCUGUGAGCACCACGGCAUGCUGUACCCCUCCGGACUUGUCAUACAAGAAGACUGCAACAACUGCACAUGUGUUGGGGGCAUAUGGAACUGCACUGAGCAUAGCUGUCCAGGGGAGUGCUCUGUGACAGGAGAUAUGUUCUUCCAGUCGUUUGAUGGCCGCAUUUAUACAUUUCCUGCUACGUGCCAGUACGUUUUAGCCAAGAGCAGAAAUUCGGGCAAGUUCACUGUGACCAUUCAGAAUGCACCCUGUGGAGCCAAUCUGGAUGGUGCUUGUAUUCAGUCAGUCAACCUGAUGGUUGAUGAGGAUCCACAUACUGAGAUCACAAUGAGCCAUAGUGGAGAGGUUUUUCUGGCCAGCCAGUUCAGGAUCUCACUGCCGUAUUCAGAUGAUGUGUUGCAGAUCCAGGAGCUGUCAUCCAUGUUUGUUCAGGUGAAGUCAUCGCAGGGUCUGCGGCUGCAGUAUAACUGGAGGGAGUUCAGGCUGUACCUGCAGUUGGAGAAGCAGUGGAGAGAUGAUACUGUGGGCCUCUGCGGAACCUUUAACGGCAACAUUCAGGAUGACUUCCUUGCACCCUCUGGCAUGAUUGAAAGCACACCAUACUUGUUUGGAAAUGCAUGGCGUGUGUCUUCAGCAUGCGUACCGCGGCCCAUCUUACCCCAGCUUGACCCUUGUGACACACACCAGCAAGCAGCCGCUUAUGCAGUGGAGAAGUGUGAUGUGCUGAUGCAAGAGGUGUUUUCUGCCUGUCGUGAGUAUGUGAGUCCAGUGGGUUUCCAGCUCCAGUGUCGUGCAGAUGUCUGCAAAUGUGGAGCGCCGUGCCUUUGCUCCAUCCUCGCUCACUAUGCCCGCACCUGCAGGAGACAUGGUGUCAUCAUUGAGUUCCGCUCACACCUGCCUGAGUGUGCCAUCACGUGUCCAUCUACUAUGGAGUAUGGAGUCUGUGUGUCGUCAUGUCAGCGUCGCUGCCUGUUUCUGUCUCUCCCUCAGCUGUGUGGAGAUGAGUGUGAGGAGGGUUGCGUGUGCCCGGAAGGAACAUACUUCAACAUGCAUACACACACCUGCGUGCCACGGAGUGAAUGUCCAUGUAGUUUUCUUGGUGCUGACUAUUUUCCUGGAGAUGUGGUCAUGACAUCAUCAGGUGUACAAAUUUGCCAAGAUGGAAAACUUGUUUCCCAGAGCUCAAUUAUUGAUACCAUGUGCCCACCAGGGCAGUUUUAUGAGGACUGUGGGAACCGAGCAGACAGCCACUCGGCCAAUAAAGGUUUAGCCUGUGAACAGACCUGUGAGUCGUAUUUGCUCAACCUCACCUGCUCCACUCAUGAGCCGUGCAUGCCUGGCUGUGUCUGUCCCACAGGGCUCCUCGAACAUGGUGACGAAUGUUUCGAGCCACAUGCAUGUCCGUGCUUGUGGAAAGGGAAAGAAUAUUAUCCAGGAGACAGAGUAUCGUCCCCCUGCCAUCAGUGUGUGUGUCAGCACGGCACGUUUCAGUGUGAGUUCCGCCCAUGUCCGUCAAUGUGCACGGCUUAUGGAGAUCGACACUACAGAACAUUUGAUGGGUUCCUGUUUGAUUAUAUUGGUGCAUGCAAGGUGUAUUUGGUCAAGAGCUCAUUAGAUUCAAUGAUGACUGUCACAGCAGAGAAUGUUGACUGCUUUGAGAGUGGCGUGAUCUGCAGGAAAUCUCUCCUCAUCUCCUUGGGACGCUCCUUCAUUGUGUUUGAUGAUGACACCGGGAAACCUAACCCAUCCAGUGUGAUCGAGAGGCAGAGAGUAUAUAUCUGGCAAGCAGGAUACUACACCAUUGUGCAUCUGCUUGGGGAAGACCUCACAGUGCUGUGGGACAGAAAAACCACUGUACAUAUACAAGCUGGACCACGCUGGCAGGGCAAGCUUACUGGUCUUUGUGGGAACUUUGAUCAGAAGACAGCGAAUGAGAUGAGAACACCAGAGAACAUUGACUCGUCAACACCACAGGAGUUUGGCAACAGCUGGACAGCAGCAGAGUGUGUGAACAGUCCUGAUAUAAGGCACCCCUGCAAUCUGAAUCCUCUUCGAGAGCCCUUUGCAAAAAGACAGUGUGGGAUUUUGCUCAGUGAAGUGUUCCAAGUCUGCCACCCUGUGGUAGAUGUCACAUGGUUCUAUAUGAACUGCCUGGUCGACACCUGUGGCUGCAACCGUGGAGGAGACUGUGAGUGUUUCUGCACGAGUGUUGCAGCAUAUGCUCACCGCUGCUGCCAAAAGGGCGUCACCAUUGAUUGGCGCUCCCCCUCUGUCUGCCCUUAUGACUGUGAAUACUACAACAAAGUGUCUAUCUCAGAAACUCUCUCAGGCACCUCUACAACAAGCAAGCCAACAGAGUCUUUGACACUUUUCACACGUACCACAACUAUCCCCUCACCAUCUACUUUUAGUCCUACUCUGUCGUCUACCUCAAGUAAAGAGCCGAUCAGAGUAAGCACUCUACCUGUGCUUCCAGUCUCAACCAGCAUAAGCUCCACAGAAGCCACUUCCCCAACAGUCAAAGUGUCAUCUCCUCUCACCUAUAGUACUGAGAACCCCAGAGUCUCUGAGGCCUUUAUACCUACUGAAAAGACCACAAUGCCCUCUGUGACUUCAAGUGGCAGCACACAGUUUCCUGUUGAAACCAUCAGCAUGACAAAGUCCACCUCAUCAUCGACCACAACACCUAUGUUAGAAUUGAGUACCUCUGUCACCACAGAAAAAUGGACCUUUCCGUCAUCUUUACACACUGUGAAGACCCCUGGGAGCACCUCUGAAACCCAGAAGCCUUUGGACAUCACUACCAUUUCCACUUCCCCUACAGAUAUUGAAGCAUCAACCACUCACAUUACAGUAAAAUCCACAAGUUCUGCUUUUCCAACACCACCUUCAGUUCAAACGCCACUUAUUCCUUCAACAACAACCUCAGAGCAACCCAAAACUUCAAAAACAACAGUGUCUGUUUCCACAGCUGCUACAACAACCUUCAUCACCACAGUGUCCUCUCAAGCUGCAUUUGUGCCAACAGAAACUACAGCAAAAACAACCUAUCAGCCAACAUCUAUUAUAUAUCCUUAUCCUGAUGUUCCAACAACUGAUGGAACAUUGCAGACAGAUUGGAGAGUGAUCCAAACCACAUCAACUCUAUCACCAGAAACAACCCAAACCAGUGCCAGGACAGCAAAGACACCACUUACCACCUACACCACCAUGCCAUUCACCUCAGCACCUACAGAAGAAACAUCAACACUGCUUACAUCACAUGUGUCACCCGUUGACAAAACAACUUCUAGAGUUGUCUCAGCUUCUACUAUGCUGAGCUCUACAGAGUCUCACUGGAGUUUAGUUUCCACCACUGCUCUCCUUUCAGACAAAGUCAGCACAUCACCAGUUCAUCCUCCUUAUUCUAUGACAACUAUGACCACCACAUCUGAACUGCCUGAGAUUUCUCCAGCUUCACCAUCCAUACUUACAAUGGCAACAUCAGUAUCUGAAGCCCCAACAAAAACCACAGAAACAACCAUCACUUCUGAGAAACCUCUGCUAACGUCUACUGCAGCUGAGGAGAUUGUUUCUACCACUCAAACAUCUACAGCUAGACCUUGGAGUAUACAUACUAUCACCGAGACAACUAGGGUUUCUCUUGACACAGAUAGAGCUGUGCUGUCAACCACUGCGACAACCCAGACGUCAACACUGGUCCAUGAGACCUCCAGCACCUUUCCCUCAAUGACUUCAAUGACAAUGAUUCCAAAAUUCACAACCCGUGUCACACCAGUCUUGACCUCACGGGUGGCUGUGGCUACCACACGGCGAGAAACUCCAUGGGUUGUGGCCACAACCAGCAUUUCACUUCCAACUAGGAAUGCAACGACAUUGACAACACCUGCAACCACUUAUACAGAUAAAGUGACCACUGUUUCCACAGAUAUAACUACUUCUAGUAUCCCUGUUGCUGCUUCUAGCACUCUUCCAACACACAGUCCUGACACCACUGAAUACACCUUUGGAUUUACAGAGUACACCACUGAAUCUGGUCCGACCACAACACUGCGAUCAUCAACUGGAACAACUCCAGUGCCUAGUGUGGCAUCAGUUGUUACCCAGACUACCAUUUCAACACAGCCCCCUAUUUCCUCUACUGUCACUGAGAGUAGUCCCAUAACCAGUGCAAGUGCCUCUACUGAGCGCCCUCUGGUGGAUGAACACACUACAGUCACAGCCAUGGCACCUGCUCCAGACACUGCCCAAACAACACUGAGUUCAUCUGUGAUGACCACUCUUCCCUUCACGAUAGAAACAGGGCACUGGAUGACGAGCCAGACACAUGCAGUUUUAAAAACUACUGCUCUCGAGCCAAGCAGAGUAUGCACCUCUCCAUAUUCCGAGGUAGUGGAUAAAUGUACAAAGCUUAUUUGUGUCAGUGGCCAGUUGCUCCUCUUCAAUAAGUCUCAGAGCUGCCCAUAUGAUGCUACACCUCCAAACUGUGGUCUGCUUGGCUUUGCUGUGCUGGUCAAUGGUGAUAAGUGUUGUCCACGAUGGGACUGUCCAUGUCGUUGUUCAGUGUUUCCAGAUCUUAAUCUGAUCACAUUUGAUGGGAAAAGUGUUGCGAUUUAUAAAGCUGCUUUAUAUGUGGUGACUCAGCUUCCCAAUGAGACUGUUAGCAUCUUGGUGCAAGAGUGUUCUGGACCAGAUGACACUCUUGUGUGGAACUUUACCCAUUUGUGUCUGGCAGCUUUAAACAUUACUCACAAAUCCAAUGAAGUGCUCAUCAAUCGUCUGCAGAGACGCCUAUAUGUGAACUCCAGGUACGCCAAGCCACGUUUUAAGAAGUUUGGUUUUGAGAUUCUGGACACAGGAAACAUGUAUCUAAUCCGAAGCCCAGCUGGUCUGAAGAUCCAGUGGUUCCACACUACAGGCUUGAUGGUGAUUGAGAUGGACAGCUAUAACAACAGACUGCCCACAGUGGGCUUGUGUGGUAGUUGUGAUGGUAAUCCUCUGAAUGAUCUGACUCUGUCUAACGGUACAGUUGUGUCUGAGCAAGAGGAUCCGGCCGUGUUCAUCGAUAGCUGGCAGAUUCCCAACACCACCAGCUACGUCAGCCACAGCAGACGGAGGGAGGUCAACUGCACCACGGGCGACUGCUCCCAGUGCAUGAGCAUGCUGAGCAACCGUACCUUCACCAUCUGCCAUCCUUAUGUCCCACCAGCAAUGUUCUGUGAGAUGUGGGUGAGAGAUGUGGAGUAUGUGAAUAAUCCAUGUGUUGCUUUGGCCGCUUAUGCUGCUUCCUGCCACAAAUUCAACAUCUGCAUGGAAUGGAGGAGCUCUGAUUUCUGCCCAUUCAUGUGCCCAGAUAAUCUGCAGUACCAAGCAUGUCUGCCUGCUUGCACUGCCCCAUCCUGCCCAAACCAAGAGUUUGAGUUUGUCCCAGAGCAAUGCACAGGCCUUUCAGAGGGCUGUGUGUGUCCAGAGGGAACUCUAUUACACCGGCCCUAUUCUGCCCUAUUGUGUGACAAAUGUUCUGAGGCAGCUCCAGUGUGUCAAGAUGGAGAACUGUUGAUUGUGGACACAAACAGCACAGAGUGCUGCUGUCCAGUUUAUCACUGCUUAUGUGAGACGUCUCGAUGCUUAGACAUCACAUGUCCAGUUGGCAUGGCAGUAGUUUCCACAAGGAUUCAAGAUCAGUGUUGUCCAUUACAUACAUGUGAAUGUGCAUGUGAGAAAAACCUUCGUCCUAAAUGUGCUAUGGGGGAAAGUAUGCAGUUAGACAGAGCAUUUCUGUCUGAUCCAGAGAACCGGUGUGCCUGCAAACGAUUCGUUUGUGUGAGAGAGGCAGUGUGUGUGGAUGGUGAACGGGGAGUGAUGCAGCCAGGACAAACACUGGUCGAGCACCGUGAUCAGGGUGUGUGUUACACCACACAGUGCACACACACACUGGAUUCUGCCACAGGUUUCUAUCUCCUCAAAGCCACUGGCACUAACUGCACUGCACGCUGCCAGCCUAACCAGAUAUACAUCCCUCCUAAAGACCCCAGCAGCUGCUGUGGCAUGUGUAAGAACAUUUCUUGCCUGAGCCGGAGUGAGAAUGGAUCUGUAACUAUGUACAAGCCAGGGCGCAGCUGGGUGUCUGACUGCAUGCACUAUGACUGUACGGACACUCUGUCAGGACCUGUGCUCGUCUCCCACCCCUACAGCUGCCCCCCCUUCAAUGAAACUGAGUGCAUGAAGAUUGGGGGCACCCUUGUGAGUUACAUGGAUGGGUGCUGCAAGACAUGUAAAGAGGACGGCAAGUCAUGCCAGAAAGUGACAGUAAGGAUGACAAUUAGAAAGAAUGAUUGCCGUAGUAACAGACCGGUGAGUUCAUUUCAGAAUAUACCUGUUAUAAUCUGGCUUUAAUUUGGCUGUAAAC